This is a messenger RNA of Cyphellophora attinorum, 1179 nucleotides long. RefSeq lists its product as uncharacterized. Gene Ontology annotation, molecular function: protein dimerization activity. The coding region runs from base 1 to 1179 and encodes 392 amino acids. The transcript has a single exon. Lineage: Eukaryota; Fungi; Ascomycota; Eurotiomycetes; Chaetothyriales; Cyphellophoraceae. The record is from RefSeq and is a predicted model, not a curated record.
AUGCCUCGCCCUAAAGCGCCGCCAACGCCGGCGGCUUCAACUGAUCUGAUCGCACAGGAUUAUACUGACGUGGGACAAUCAUUCGUCCUGCCACCAGCAGCGAUGGACCAGAGAGGCGCUGCAAGGAUGUCGCCGCCCGUAUCGCCUGGGCACAAUCCAAAGAUGUCGAGUCCACCCAGGAAACGCACGCUCUCUGGCUCACACAAGCGCGAAGAUGCAAUGCAGUUUGAUCUGCCUCCCCCACCUAGCAGAGCCAGAAAAAUCAUCCAGAUGAAGCCGAAGACUGGCUCAACUUCGUCUUCAUCAUCUGAGCCGGCCUUAUCUACAGUGACUCCCGCGAAGCCCGCCCAAGCGGCCGGCACAAAGCGCAAGCAGCCAUCUGCAACCAGCGCCGCAGGACGAAAGAUAGCACGAAAGACUGCGCACUCUAUCAUAGAAAGGAGAAGACGCAGCAAGAUGAACGAAGAGUUUGGCGUCCUGAAGGACAUGAUACCUGCUUGCGAAGGUGUCGAAAUGCACAAGCUGGCGAUCCUGCAAGCUGGCAUAGAGUAUCUCCGAUAUCUCGAAGGCUGUAUCACGCAAAUGAAGCAGGAGAAGGAACAAGAUCAGCCCGACGAUACCUCGGACGCCAGCCUCGACGAAGAAGAGUCCCCUGAGCCUGAGCCUGAGCCCGAGCGGCCAUCGGUGGAUUGGUCAACCAAGAGCAACAGCAUAGACUGGCAGUAUCGCAAACCGUCGAUCGCGACAACUGACAGCUCAUCGAAUCCGUCACCAAACUUAUUGCCACGGCUGGCGCAGCCAACGCAUCGACCCAUUCUCCCCAGCAUCCCCACAUUCAGCGCGUCUCCGCGGCCUGGUCCUCAGUCAAGCACACCAACCCCAACGCUACUAUCGCCCGCCUUCGGUGCGAUCCAAUUCUCGCCGGAAUUGUCUCGGGUGUCGACGCAUACGAGUUUGGGCGUGCUUGCACCGUCUCCAAAUAUCCUACCUCUACCACAAGCGAUGAUGAGCCUAGAAAGGCAGCACAAGAACGGCAGUCCAGCAGUCAGCGAAGGCGGCGCAGAAGCAACUGCCACGGCGGCACUUAUGAUGAUGAGUAGUAAUGACAGGAGGUUGGAGAGUGCGGAAAGGAACAGCAGAGGGAAGGGCAUGAGCGUGAGGGAUUUGUUGACAUCGUAG